Messenger RNA from Symbiodinium natans, 666 nucleotides. Lineage: Eukaryota; Dinophyceae; Suessiales; Symbiodiniaceae. The record is from the annotation of a GenBank genome assembly.
AUGAACAUCGGAAGCCAGAGGCAGAAAAUGAUGCGGCAGCGUGAGCUGGUGCUGAAGAGACAGACGGAGGCAGCAAAGUCUUUUGGGGUGCGGCCCCGAGCUGAUGCGCCCAAGUGUACUGCAGCACUCCACCACUUGCACCGAGUGCUGAGUGCCAGGGGUCCACCUGAAGCACCGCGAGUCGGUAUCGCUGCGGCUGAGGUGCAGGCCGAGCCCGAGGAGCAGACAGCGGCCGACGAGUGCCAGCAGGCACACUCGCUGGAGUAUUCCCUGGAGGAGGUGCUGCUUGCAAGUGGCCAGGCCAUUGAGCGGGAGGCUGAAGACCGGGGCCCUGACCACCUGGGACACGGCUGGGACCUCGAUGUGCAAAAAGGCAGUGGCGAUGCUCUUCUGCCGUGCAAGGGGGUCAGCGACCGAGCGCAGGUGCGGACGACGGAAAGCCCCGCGGCAAGAGGAGCUUCUGGCGACCCUGGAAAGCGGAGCACAGUGCCGUGCUCUGCGUGCCAACUCGUGUUUGGGAGCUCCCUGAAACCACAGUUUCACGUGCCUGGACGCAACAAGGUGAAGCAGACACUUGGCUGCAGACUUGUGGAUGUGCUCGACGAAGCAAUGUUGCCCACGUGGCGACGGGCCCCCGUGCAUGUCUUGGCAGCUCUGGCUCAGUGA